Molecule: messenger RNA, 1674 nt
Organism: Striga hermonthica
Lineage: Eukaryota; Viridiplantae; Streptophyta; Magnoliopsida; Lamiales; Orobanchaceae
Source: the annotation of a GenBank genome assembly
AUGGGUGUGGUUACCAUCUCUCAUGGCCAGCCUUUUGCCGCCCGUGGCCGAAUGUAUCCUCAUUUUGCGUCGUUAUCGACUUACCGUAGAUUAUGCCCUCAUCACCUAUCUCCAGCUCGAAAAUUUCAUAAUGCGCAUUUUGCCCCUCUCAGGCACGCUGUUUCUUUUGUUCAAAUCCAGUCUGGUACAUUGGAGACUGAAGGAGUUGACUUACUUGUUGGGAGCACCUAUGUAGACACUAUAUUGAAGGAAUUGCCUGUAUUAACAGCGGAGGAGCAGAACGCCAUUGCUGCAACUCCUGCACAUCCGGCUGGACUCUAUGCAUUAUAUGCUAGUUGCUUGGCUGGGAAUUUCGUUGAGCAGCUUUGGAAUUUUGCUUGGCCUGCUGCCAUUGCAAUGAUUCAUCCGAGUCUUCUUCCUGUGGCUGUCAUGGGAUUCUUCGCAAAGCUUGCAGUAAUUGCUGGAGGCCCAUUGGUGGGAAAGCUAAUGGACCAUUUUCCUAGAGUACCAGCGUAUAAUUGCUUGACUAUUGUUCAGGCAGCUGCUCAGUUGCUAUCUGUUGGGAUGAUAAUUCAAGCUCACUCAGUCAGCCCCACUCAUGUGUCUUCUGUUCUUGUCCAACCUUGGUUUCUUAUGCUCACGAUAGCUUUGGCUAUUGAAAGGCUCUCUGGGCUUGCCCUUGGGGUUGCCACAGAGCGUGACUGGGUUGUUUUGUUGGCAGGAACAAACAGACCAAUGGCGCUUGCUCAAGCGAAUGCAGUCCUUAGUAGAAUUGAUCUCCUCUGUGAGAUCACAGGAGCAACAUUAUUUGGCAUUUUCUUAUCUAAGCAUGAACCAGUGACAUGCUUAAAGCUAGCUGCUAGUUUGAUGAUGUGGUCUCUGCCUGUUAUGGUUUUCCUUACAUGGUUGACAAACAAGCUUUCGGCUGGAGUCCUGGACCGUGCAAAGUAUCCACAAACUUGUUGCUGCAGUAAUCUUGAAGGACCUAUGCCAGAUACCUCAAAUAUUGUGGCUACAAGUAUAGAAGUUAUCAAGCAUGGGUGGUUUGAAUACAUUCAGCAGCCUGUUCUGCCAGCAAGCCUUGCUUAUGUGUUGCUCUACUUCAACGUUGUUCUUGCUCCGGGUGGUUUGAUGACUGCUUUCUUAACACAACAUGGUUUAAAUCCUACAAUUAUUGGAGGGUUUAGUGGACUAUGUGCAUUUAUGGGUGUUGCAGCAACAUUUAUGUCAGCAAAGAUGGUUGAGAGUCUUGGCAUUCUGAAGGCUGGAGCAGCUGGCCUUAUAUUUCAGGCUUCACUUCUUACCAUUGCAGUUGCUGUGUACUGGAGUGGCUCCCUUUCUCAAAAGAUCCCAGUUGUAUUCUUCCUAUGUUUGAUUGUACUGUCCAGACUGGGACGCAUGUCAUAUGAUGUUGUGGGAGCACAAAUUCUUCAAACCGGGAUUCCUCCAUCUAAAGUUAAUCUUAUAGGGACUACAGAACUCGCGGUUGCUAGCAUGGCAGAAUCAAUAAUGCUAGGAGUUGCUAUAAUUGCUAAUGAUGUUUCGCACUUUGGUAUUCUAGCAGUGUUGUCACUUAUAUCGGUGGUUGGAGCAGCUUGUUUGUACUGCCGCUGGUUGACAAAUCCUACUGAUACACAAAGGAAUCUCUUUCCUGUUGAACUGCACUUCUCAUAG